AUGGAAAGGGUGAAACAUCAUCUUGGGAUGAAUAUGGCUUUUGUAGUGGAACAGGUCGGGAUGGGUGGAGGCUUGAUGAUGUUGUGCAAACAUGGAUGGAGAAUGAAUUUGCUAUCGUCUUCAGUAGGACAUAUCGAUGUUAUUAUUCAUUCGCCAAAUGGGGAUGCUUUUCAUGUCACAGGUUUUUAUGGUCAUUUUGAAGUCCACAAUAGAAAACAUUCUUGGGAGUUGCUACGAAGACUGCACCACGGAGUUAAUGGACCAUGGUUGGUAUUGGGUGAUUUCUAUGAAGUUCUAGCAGCGGAAGAACAAAGGGGUUAUAGGGAGAGACCAAUUGGACAAAUGACACAAUUCAAAAAUGCCAUAAGUGACUACUCUUUAAUUUCUUUUCCUUUUAAAGGCUACCCCUUCACAUGGGCAGGGAGAAGAAAUGAAAGUAUCAUGACAGAGGUUCGUUUGGAUAGAGGUUUGGCUAAUGCAGAUCUACUUAACCAAUUUCCUGAUUUGCUGAUCCAACAUCUAGACACUGUGGGAUCUAAUUACAAACCUAUCCUUCUUAAUGUAUCCACUAAUUUGCCUCAGCAACAAGGAAGGAAGAACGCACUCAGAUUCCAGUUUGAACAAAUGUGGGUCCAAGAGGCUAGUUGUAAAGAGGUGGUUAAUGAGGCAUGA
Prunus armeniaca (apricot) is the source of this 672-nucleotide messenger RNA. The record is from the annotation of a GenBank genome assembly. NCBI's taxonomy places the organism in Eukaryota, Viridiplantae, Streptophyta, Magnoliopsida, Rosales, Rosaceae.